Molecule: messenger RNA, 1549 nt
Organism: Coregonus clupeaformis (lake whitefish)
Lineage: Eukaryota; Metazoa; Chordata; Actinopteri; Salmoniformes; Salmonidae
Exons: 14
Coding region: 115-1473 (452 amino acids)
Source: RefSeq, a predicted model, not a curated record
UCGACGUUCUAUUGAACGUUUUCUGUUCGAAAACAACAACAACUUCAGUUUGCUGUUCAACAACAACAAACAUGACAGAUUUUUGAGACCUGAGACUGAAAGAUCGACUGGAAAAUGCCUGGGUGCUUUUCAAAAUUGGUGGAGAGAGUGCGUGGACGUCGGCGGUCUACUGCGUCGACAGGUUGUUCAAAUUCAUUUGUGGGUUGUUUUUGUUGUCUUUUUCCGUUUUGCAGGGUUUGCAAUCGUCGGGAGGUGGACAGCGACAUCGACUUCAUAGAGGAAUCAACUGUCCUGGAUGAGGUCCAGUUGGUUGUGCCAUUGGAUGAUGUGCCGGAUGUACCACUGCUGCCAGCCAUCCUUGAGGAGGUGCCAGAUGUGCCGACUAUCCUUGAGGAGGCCAUUGGUAAUUGGCAGUUGAUACCGAUUAGGUUUAGCUCCCUGUACUGUGGGCCUGUUGUGAUCAGGAACAAUGCCGGUCCGGUGGCUAAAGCUUGGAGAACUUUCCAGUUCAUCAGCCCCAUUAUCACCUACAUGCGUGGGGGGAUCCCAGGUAUGUGUCUUUGUCACUACCUAAUCCUAAUCUACAUCCAGGUGGUGGUGAGGAUGCACCAUGCGAGUAGGGUUCGAGGCCUGGAGACUCAACUGGUGUGGGCCAUCUCCAAGGAGACACACAGACUUAGUCCAGAGGGCAUCCCCUACUGUGCCACCAAGGUGCAGUCCAUCUCUUGGAUCCAGUAUGUGGCUGGCAGGGUGACCCAGUAUGCGUCUCACCUCCGCCACGAGACGUCUGUGGCCGUGACGCAUGGCUGCUACCAGCAAACUGAUGUCUCGGUGGUGUACGCCACUCUCCACAUGGGGCUGGAUGGGCUGCUCUCCUCCUCGGCGUGGUCGGAGGCUGCCUCCGUCUCUACGCCCACCACUCAGCAGUUCACUGAGCCAGAGCCUGAGGGCCACAACUGCUAUGAGGGCUGGGAGGAGGACCUGCUGCCUGAGGAGAGGGAGGUUCCUCUGCUAAACCUCUACCUUACCACCAAGAGAGUGGAGGACAUCGGCCUGAGGCUCGUCUCCCUGCGCCAGGCCUUUACUACCCUGCUCGGUUCCACCCUGAGUAGGAACCAUCUAUUGACAUUGAGAGGGGAGCUGGCUGAGGCAAAUAUCCAUCAUGUUAACCUGAUAGAUGUCCUUUUUGAGCUGGUGCUGUUUGGGAUGAUGACAGCUCAGAAAUCCCUGAUGGUGCAACCUGGUGGGUUCAUGGAGCGUCUGUACACUCUCCUGUACUCCUUCCUGCCCACUGUUGCCAGCAUUGAGCCAAAGGCUGAGAGAUACCUGUUGCUGCUCAAUGGCGGGCUGAUGGCUCUGCUAGAUGACAUGUUUGGGCAGCAGCUGGCCUGGUAUUUUAACCGAGAGUCUCUGGUCACUGAGCUCUCCAGCCUCCUCGAGUACCACCUCGAGUACCUCAUGGCCAGCAUGUAGUCCUACUGCAGAGACCUGAAGGGCCACACUUCUCCUCCUCUCUCUCUCUCUCUCUCUCUCUCUCUCUCUCUCUCUC